Molecule: messenger RNA, 1711 nt
Organism: Alligator mississippiensis (American alligator)
Lineage: Eukaryota; Metazoa; Chordata; Crocodylia; Alligatoridae
Product: short transient receptor potential channel 2-like
Exons: 6
Biological process (GO): regulation of cytosolic calcium ion concentration; manganese ion transport; calcium ion transmembrane transport
Cellular component (GO): membrane; cation channel complex
Molecular function (GO): inositol 1,4,5 trisphosphate binding; store-operated calcium channel activity; protein binding
Source: RefSeq, a predicted model, not a curated record
ACUGCAGGGUCUCUCCUAACCCGACCAGCUCUGCUUCCCCAGCAGCAGCCCAACUGGAGGGAGAUCGUCAACCGGAAGCUAAAGUUCCCACGGGGGCUGCUGAGCGCCAUCCAGGACGGGAACCUGCCUGUGGUGCAGCAGCUGCUGCAGGUGGGCGAUGGCAUCCUGCGGCAGCUGGACGAGACCGAGGACCAGGCAUGGUGGGAAGCCCUCAACCUGGCCAUCCGUGCGGGCGGGGAGGAAGUGGCCAAGGCCUUGCUGCGCUACGUCAAAUUCGACUUCCGCCAGGUCCACGAGGCCCUGCUGGUGGCUGUGGACACCAACCAGCCCCACGUGGUCAAGCUGCUGCUGGACCGGCUGAACCAGGAGAAGGGACUCAAGAUGGACCUCAAGUCCUUCUCGCUGGCCUUCUUCGACAACACCAUCGACGCCUCCCACUUCGCGCCCAGCGUGACACCGCUCACCCUGGCCUGCGAGAAGGACCUCUACGAGAUCGUGGACAUGCUGACGCAGAAAGGCCACACCAUCUCCCACCCCCACCACGUUUCCUGUCCCUGCCUGGAGUGCACCAACGCCCGCCAGUACGACCUGCUCAAGUUCUCCCUCUCCCGCAUCAACACCUAUAAGGGCCUCGCCAGCCGCGCCUACCUCUCGGUUGCCAGCGAGGAUGCCAUGCUUGCUGCCUUCAAGCUCAGUCACGAGCUCAAGCGCCUCUCUCGCAAGGAGCCCGAGUUCAAGCCCGAGUACCUGCGCCUGGAGCAGCUGAGCCAGGAGUUCGCCUUCGAGCUGCUGGGGAUGUGCCGCAACCAGAGCGAGGUGGCGGCCGUGCUCAACGACCUGGGGGACAGCAGCGAGGAGGAGGAUCUGGGCAGCCAGGCCUUCGAGGAGGGCAUCCCCAACCUGGCCUGGCUUCGCCUGGCCGUCCAUUACGACCAGAAGAGGUUUGUCACGCACCCCACCUGCCAGCAAGUGCUGUCAUCCAUCUGGUGCGGGAACCUGUCCGGCUGGCGUGGCAGCAACACCCUCUGGAAGCUCUUUGUCUCCUGCUCCAUCUUCCUUACCAUGCCCAUCCUGUGCCUGCUCUACUGGGUUGCUCCCAAGUCCCGGGUGGGCAAAAUGCUGAAGAUCCCAGUGAUCAAGUUCCUCCUGCACUCCGCCUCGUACCUCUGGUUCCUGGUCUUCCUGCUGCUGGAGUCCGUGGUGCUGGAGCGCAAGCACAAAGACUUCCUGGGCCGGAGCCAGACCUUGUGGGGCAACUGCUGGCACAUGAUCUGGGUGGCAGGUAGGUCACGUGGAGGGAGCCCUGGCAGGGUCCAGAGCUCCAGCAACCUGGCAGACGAUGCCGACGUGGAGUGGAAGUUUGCCCGCUCCAAGCUCUACCUGUCCUACUUCCGGGAGGGCCUGACACUGCCUGUGCCCUUCAAUGUCAUUCCAACCCCCAAGUCCCUCUUCUACAUGGUCAGGGGCAUCUUCCAGUUCAUUUGCUGCUGCAAAGCCAAGAAGCAGCAGGACUGUCCCUCGAUCCCCACCAUUGUAAGUGUCCCGCACAACACAGCGGCUGGUAGAAGCUGCAUUGGCCGUGUGGCCGUUGGUAGAAGCCACGUUGGCUGCGAGGCUGUUCUGCGAGGCUGGAUGAAUGGUAAGCAGCACCGUUCCCUGGUACCUGUGUAAUUCCUCUUCCCCUUCCUCACCCCAGGCUACCUCAGACGCG